Molecule: messenger RNA, 3191 nt
Organism: Parastagonospora nodorum SN15
Lineage: Eukaryota; Fungi; Ascomycota; Dothideomycetes; Pleosporales; Phaeosphaeriaceae
Exons: 4
Coding region: 51-3191 (1046 amino acids)
Biological process (GO): positive regulation of transcription by RNA polymerase I; positive regulation of rRNA processing
Cellular component (GO): nucleolus
Molecular function (GO): protein binding; RNA binding
Source: RefSeq, a predicted model, not a curated record
ACCAAUUCACCACUCGUUGUUCCUAUUCCUUUUUCGCGCACACGUUCAAGAUGGCGGAAACUAGUGCGCAGCUGAAAAGAAAGAGGGAAAGCGCGGCCGGGCUGCAGAAGAAGGCGAAGAAGCAGAGGAAGAGCGAUGCAACUGCGGCAGGUGCGGAGGAAGAUGUGGUUGCUGCAGAGGUAGCUGAGCCGACACAAGGACCGAAGGCGAUUCCACAGACACAGGACAAGACGAAGAAAGCAUCGCGGAAAGCGCAGGCGAACGGUGCGCCCGACCAGGACGCGGCAGUCCCAUCGAGUACGAAACCGAUCAAGGACGCAGAGGCUCAGCAGAAUGGAGGCCCUGACAAAAGCAAUUCUUCGAAACAGAGCAAGAAGCAGCGGAAGCAGGACCAGAAAGACAGCAAGAAUGAGCAGCUGAAUGGUGAUGGGCCGGUAGAAGGUUUGGGCGCACAGGCGAUGCCAACACCAACGAAAUCGCCCAUACAGGAUCCCGCUGCGCCUGCGAAGAAGUCUUUCAAGGAGAGAGUGGCAGAGAGCAAAGAAGCCGCCAAAGCGGAGGUGGCAGAGGUGCAAAGCUCAGCGCCCGCGAAGAAGCACAAGCAGAAGGCUCCCGGGAAAUGGGCCGUCUCCCAAGUACAAGGAGGAUGGUUUCUGCCUACCGACCCCGUCUUCUCCCAGGACGAAAAGUGCCUGCUCCUCGCGAAUCCCAAAGGCGUUCAGAAUUCACGGCAUAUGCGCUAUCUUCAACCCAAUCCCUCGCACGUCUACGUCGCCGACUCGAACUGCCUUAUCUCACUAUGGGACUGGGUUGCAGGAACGAAGAUUGCUAGGUGGGAUAUUGGAGCUACCGUUCGCAACAUGGUGGUCAUCACGCAGCCCGGUACCGAUGAGGAUCUCGUAUACUGCCACGAAACAGGCGACAAGCAUGUUGUCAACGUGCACGCUCUCCGCACCAAAUCACAGGCCUCAAAAACAGAACUGAAACACCAUCCAGGUUCUCCUCCAGGGCACAAUAUAGUCAUCAUCUCCACAGCCGACUCGAUCACUGUUGGCAAGCGGCUGAAGGUCAGCAAGACAGCUGUGCAAGAGUUCGAAUAUGUCUGGCGCGAGCUCAAGUUCUCAAAGCGCGUCACCACAUGCGACACAUACUUCCGCCAGCGAGAGGUUCCAGAGAAUGGCAAGAAGUCGGCGCAAGAUCAGCGUGACGUUCUCGAUCUAGCAGUGGGUGAUGAGAUUGGUGUCAUACUUCUCUUCGAGGAUAUACUGGCAAGUUUUGCUGCGCUGGAGAGUGUUCAAAAGGGCAACCAGAGUAGAACAGAUAGUGUGGAGAGUCUGAGACCAAAGAAACUGCAUUGGCACAGAAAUGCGGUGGGCUCAGUGAAGUGGUCCCUUGAUGGCAACUACCUCAUCUCUGGUGGCGACGAGACUGUCUUGACCAUCUGGCAAUUGGCCACUGGCAAACCCCAACAUCUCCCACAUUUGACCGCAGCGAUAGAGAGCGUCGUCGUUUCCCCCACCGGUUCCUCAUACGCCCUCUCACUCGCAAACAACUCUGUGAUUGUGAUAUCGACAACCGAGCUCGAAGCUAAAACAAACAUAGUUGGAGUGCAGACACGGCGGGUGGAUCCGGAGCAGCUGCCCAAGGAGACGAAAUCUGGGAAGCCUGCAUUGUACGCUCUGCAGUCAGUACCGAUUGCCGUGGAUCCCAAACACACACAACAGGUCCUGUUCACUGUACCUGCAUCACAACCACGACAAAACAUCAGUGGUGUUCUCCCCGAGCCAUACCUGCAGACCUUUGACAUUGCAAACCAACGCCCUGUUGAUCGACAAGCUCUGACACGCAACAAUGCAACAGACCCCAACAUGGGCCCGGACGGUGAGCGUAUCAAAGAACCCAAUGUAAGACACAUCCAGGUGAGCUACGAUGGACAAUGGCUGGCAACAGUAGACGAGUGGUUACCACCUCGGGCGGACACUGCGUUCCUCCACGAAGGCAACUCCGAAUUCACCGAAGAACAACGCCUGCUGCGUCGCGAGGUGUACCUCAAAAUCUGGCGGCGAGACGAGAAAAAUGGACAGUGGACACUGGAGACUAGGAUUGACGCACCACAUUUCCUUGAGGAUGUCUGUGGCAACGGCAGGGUGCUUGACCUAGUCGCACACCCCAAGGAACACAUCUUCGCAACUAUCGGUGAAGACCACAUUAUCCGAACUUGGAAGCCUAAGACAAGGUUGCGCGAUGGUAUUGUUGUGCGAGGCGCUGACAACAAGGGGCUGGUCAACUGGUCGCUGCACCGAUCUAUUACACUUCCCGAUCCCGACAAGGUCUGGCUGGCCGAGGCGACACUCGAGGCUGAGUAUAAUCGCACUUCCCGUCUGGCCUUCUCACCGGAUGGCUCAGUGCUCGCCGCUGGCGUGUCUGGUGCAUCCGAGUCUGACCGUGGACUAAUCCACCUCGUCGACACCGACAAUGCCGCGAUCCGCCGCUCAAUGACCGAGAUCGACGCGACGGUACUUUGCGGCUUGGGCAUUGUUGGCCGAUGCCUCGUCGUUGUUACCGACUGCAUCACUGUAUGGGAUCUGGUCAACGAUGACAUGGUAUACUGUGCAUCGAUCAACACCACCGGAGUCGACUCUGUCGAGCGCACAUCCGUCGUUCGCUUGGCGACCAACGAGGUCGAUGGAACCUUCGCUCUCUCUCUGCCUCACUUUGAAAAGAACGACAAUCCCUCUUUUAGGUUCAAGAAGGCUUCAUCGAAAGUGUUCGUCUACGACACGGAGCACAAAGACCCAUUAUGGUCGCAUACAGUACCAGGCAUCACACUCGGCCUGACAGCAAGGAAGGGCCAGGGCGAGAGGGGAUACAUUGCACUCGACUCAAGGUCAUGCAUUCGCACCAUAAGCCCGGCAGCUGGAUCAUUGGCCUUGCCUCUGCACCAGAAGUCGGAAGAACCCGAGGUCCAAAGCAUGGAGAUUGAUGCCGUAGAGGACGUUGAGGAGGCGGAAGAAGGAGUCGCAAGCAAAGCGCUUGCCGAUCUUGUGCUCGAGAAUGAGUAUGACAAGCCAGUUGUCACGCAGCAGGACCUGGAGGAGAUUUUCCAUAAUGAUGGCGCGCCUCAAGCACCGAAGGAUGUGUUUAGUGCGGUGUUGCGUCUUUUUGGGGGCGUUGCUACUGCGGCGGCUUAG